Spea bombifrons (plains spadefoot toad) is the source of this 1068-nucleotide messenger RNA. RefSeq names its product periphilin-1-like. Gene Ontology annotation, biological process: negative regulation of DNA-templated transcription; negative regulation of gene expression, epigenetic; protein localization to heterochromatin. Gene Ontology annotation, cellular component: nucleoplasm. Lineage: Eukaryota; Metazoa; Chordata; Amphibia; Anura; Pelobatidae. The transcript is spliced from 5 exons. The coding region runs from base 90 to 794 and encodes 234 amino acids. The record is from RefSeq and is a predicted model, not a curated record.
UUCAUAAUCCUGCUUGCAGUAUUGUGGUGUUAACAUCAGGCCACAGCUCUGAGGAAGAAGAUAAAGUAAAAGUUAUUGAUCCACCUGUCAUGACCAUUAAAGAGCACAGAAGUGUAAAAUGCAUUCCUGACAUUAAGACAGAGCCUUUUGAAAGUAAUUUAGAAAGUCCUAAGCAGGAACUGCUGAACACAGAGGAAGUGUCUACAAAAUCCGACAUCAAUAUGGGGACCUCUGCAGGAUCCAAAGAGGUACCAGAGAUUAAAGAAGAGAGCACAUUGGAAAGAUGUGCUUCAAAAAGAGCACAUUCCAAGGAUGUGGAAUCCAAUUUGAGCAAUGAUAAAAAAGAGGGAGAAAUGUACAUAGGAAAACGAGUGCGCAAUGACUCUGAAACCUGCAACAAAGACUCCUCAGUCAACAUCCCAUUACUGGAUGGCUGGGUGGAUGUCCCCCCACAAUCACCACUGUCUCCAUGUGCCAAAGAAGAGCAAGCAAAAAACUCAAAUACAGAACACAGUGUUUCUGAUGCUGCCAGAGUGCUACGUACAGCAUUUAUCUUAGCCAGAAAAGAAGAAAUUGAGCUGGCAUAUGCUCAGGAUUGUCGUGCCUUUGCUUUUGUGGCCAACAAGUUACUGAAAAAGGACCCAUCGUUGGAAACUGCUGUGGCAAAUGCUCUUCAGUCCACCUUGCAAGAGAUUGCGGGGAGCUGUGUGCAUCAGCUUAGCUCCUUUAUAGAUCGUUAUGACAUGGAAUGUAAUUUACUUGUAGACUCCAGUAUUCAUGAGACAACAGACUAAAAGGGGUGUCUUUCAAAAUGCAAUAUUGUGGUCCCUUGUUAGGACAGCCACAGAGUUUUCAGUAUGUUGUUUUCUUAGAGAUAUUGACAAACACUAUUGAACAUUUAAUAAUGUGUAAUUGUUGGUUUUCAACAUAUGAUUUCUUAUGUACCAAGUGCCUUUAUUCUGAGAGCCUCACAAGCCAUUCACUUAAGUGCUGGUUUCAUUUUAUGAUUCAUAGUAUACAAACUACUGAAAUAAACAGAAAAUCGAGGGGUCUUUCUUAGUAUUUUUA